Messenger RNA from Racocetra fulgida, 729 nucleotides. The record is from the annotation of a GenBank genome assembly. Lineage: Eukaryota; Fungi; Glomeromycota; Glomeromycetes; Diversisporales; Gigasporaceae.
AUGUCAUCAUCUGAAUUAAGCUUAGCUUCAGGUGUUCUUAAUAUAGGAAUCACAAUUGGAGGUUCAUUGGCAUCUCUCAAUCCCUUAAUCGGUGCCAUUUCUGAAAUUUUGAAUAAAAUAUCUCAAAUAAAUGAACAAGCCCAAUAUAAUAAAAAAAUUUCGAGAACUAUUCUAGGUCGUUUAUUACCAGUAGAAGCGGCCAUAAAAUUCUUAUUACUUAAAAAGGAAGAUUUUGCCGAAAAAUUGGCGGAUUUAAAAUAUCAAGAAGCAUUACAUACACUCAAAAAUGUGUUAGACAAGAUAAAAGACUUUACUGAGCAAGUGACUCAGUUAAGGGGACUUGAAAAGAUUAUGCACGCUCAUUCUAUAGAAAAGACCUAUAAGGAAUUGAUGGAAGAGUAUGAAUCGUGUUUGAACAGUUUAAAGUUUACCAUGAUCAUUGGUUUUGAUGAACUAAAAAGAAUUGAGAAUGAAUCUUUAAAAAACGAUAUCGCAGAAACAAGAAAGGGUUUUGCCAGUUAUUCUAAAGAGCAAACGAAUAUUGUUUACCAAGAAAUUCAUCAGCUCAAAAAGAGAAUCGAUUCGGAUGACCCAAUAGAUAUACGAGUAAUUAAACCAGGCUUAUUACAAGAACUACCAUACGGUAAUGAAUGUCAUCUUGAUCCAAAUGACAGUACUAAUAAAGUUAUUAAAAAUGAAUUUAAAUCUUUAAUUCAACUCGGUAAUUAA